Messenger RNA from Cornus florida, 1287 nucleotides. Its product is annotated as clathrin light chain 2-like. Gene Ontology annotation, cellular component: plasma membrane; clathrin coat of coated pit; clathrin coat of trans-Golgi network vesicle. The record is from RefSeq and is a predicted model, not a curated record. Lineage: Eukaryota; Viridiplantae; Streptophyta; Magnoliopsida; Cornales; Cornaceae. Gene Ontology annotation, biological process: clathrin-dependent endocytosis; intracellular protein transport; clathrin coat assembly. Gene Ontology annotation, molecular function: structural molecule activity; clathrin heavy chain binding. The transcript is spliced from 3 exons. The coding region runs from base 108 to 1055 and encodes 315 amino acids.
AACUUAGGUGUGAUAGGCCCAUAUAAAAUUAAGCAAUCCGAAAUAGAGUGGCCUAUAUCGAACGAUAGAGCGACCAUUUCGGGGUUCCAAGAUCAAAGCAGACCACCAUGUCGUCCUCUUCAUUUCCCGACUCGUUCGACCAACUCGGUGGCGACUCGCGACCCGCAGCCUCCACUCGUCCGUUCGACGACGACGGCUACUUGGGCUACGACCCUCGCCUACCUUCACAGCGGUUCGACUCGUUCUCCAACUUCGCGGACUCGGAGUCCGUCAAGGACUCGCUCGUCGACGACUCGCCGGUCUUUCACAGCAGCAACAACAACGACGUGUUCGGUUCACAGACAAUCCCCGAUACUCCAUCUCCGCCGCCGAUCUAUGUCUCCGGCGGUGGAUUCCCUCUGGAUCCGGCGGAAUUCUCGUCGUUCUCCAAGGAAGGGAACGGAGAAGCUUUCGACGGGGAUUUUGUCGCUUCGGAUGGCCCGAUUCUGCCGCCUCCGGCGGAGAUGCAACCUGAGGACGGUUUUGCCCUUAGGGAAUGGAGAAGGCAAAAUGCAAUUCUCCUAGAGGAGAAGGAAAAGAAAGAGAAGGCAUUGUUGAACCAAAUCAUUGAAGAAGCAGAAGAGUACAAGAUUGAAUUCCACAGGAAGAGGAAGAUUACCUGUGAAACUAAUAAAGCCACUAACAGGGAAAAGGAGAAGUUAUUUCUGUCCAGCCAGGAGAAGUUCCAUGCCGAGGCGGACAAGAAUUACUGGAAGGCAAUUGCAGAUAUCAUUCCUAAAGAAGUGCCAACUAUAGAAAAGAAGAGAGGGAAGAAGGACCAGGAGAAGAAGCCUUCUGUUGUUGUAAUACAUGGGCCAAAACCUGGGAAACCAACUGACCUAUCAAGGAUGAGGCAGAUACUCCUAAAGCUCAAGCACAGUACGCCUGCUCACCUGAAGCCCACUCCACCUCCUGCACCAGCCCCUGCCAAAGACGCCAAAACUGGUGGUGGUGGUGCUGCUGCUACUAAGACUGCCGUUGUGGCAACUGCUCCCGAGGCUGUAGCUGUUGCCUGAUAGUUCAAUUCUAGUCUUUUGUGCCCAGAUUCUAUUUUUCGAGAAACUUUGUUGUGAGGGUAUGCAGGGUUUUUCUAUUAGGUAUAUCAUAUAUGCAGUUAUAAAUUUUCGUGUUUCUAUAUGUAUAAAACAUAAUUAUUGAGACAAAUUCUGUCCUGAUUUGUGUUAAUAUUGGAUCUCAAAUUCCUUGUCUAAUAUAUAGACUAAAUCAUGCGUAAAGCUUUUGAUGGUA